Messenger RNA from Lynx canadensis (Canada lynx), 2613 nucleotides. It is a transcript of the gene GCNT1, whose product is annotated as glucosaminyl (N-acetyl) transferase 1. The transcript is spliced from 5 exons. The record is from RefSeq and is a predicted model, not a curated record. Gene Ontology annotation, cellular component: membrane. The coding region runs from base 684 to 1970 and encodes 428 amino acids. Gene Ontology annotation, molecular function: beta-1,3-galactosyl-O-glycosyl-glycoprotein beta-1,6-N-acetylglucosaminyltransferase activity. NCBI's taxonomy places the organism in Eukaryota, Metazoa, Chordata, Mammalia, Carnivora, Felidae.
CAGCGCCCGGCGGGUGCGCGGCGGGCUUGGGGUGCCGCGCGGUAGCGCACCCUCCUGCGCCCCAGCGGCCGCGGGCUUGCUGCAGCUUUUUGAGGUGGAAGGAUCCUCGCUCACAGCCUUUUCUCCCUGCAGCGCUUUCUUUCGAUGCAGAACGAGCCCCAGGCACCCCAGCAGGCCGCACGCUUCUCUUUCGCGGUGGAUGAGGUCGCCUGCAGAUCCAGGCUGGGCCUUAUGGGCUGCCCAGGCGGAGCGGGACUUCCCGGUCAUCGUCAUCCUCCGCUCCCCGCGCUCAGCCUGGCCCGAGCUCGGCUUCCCCAGCCCCUGUCCACCGCCCACCUGCUGAGGAGCAGCAGAGUGCUGUGUCACUCAGGAGUUGGGGACCCCUGACCCAGCCCAACCGCCCUCGUGCGCUGUGCAGAAAGAUUUUUUUAAAGAGCCUCGUGGGGCAUAGCACCAUCGGUAAAUGCCUGGUACAUUUAAGAAGCCUGACUGUGGGAGAGGCCCUCUACAAACGCUGUUACCUGGAAUCUGAGAACUAACGCCAUUCUCCAUUUCAAGAUGCCUUUGCCGUUUUGACAGAUGCAAACUGACCCCUCUCGAGGCCACGGCAGAAGGGGAAUCGUGACUGUCUGAAGCCUGGAAGACUGCCCUCAAUUAAGGAAAAUCCUCGAUCAUUGUCUGAAAUGCUGAGAAAGUUGUUGCGAAGGAGACUUUUCUCUUAUCCCACUAAGUACUGCUUCUUGCUUCUUGUGUUUUCCCUAGUCACCUUCUCUGUUUUAAGAAUUCAUCAAAAGCCCGAAUUUGUAAGUGUUGGGCAUUUGGAGCUGGUUGGGGAGAAUCCUAAUAGUAAUAUUAAUUGUACCAAAAUUUUACAGGGGGAUGUAGAUGAAAUCCAAAAGGUACAGCUUGAAAUUCUAACGGUGAAAUUUAGGCAGCGCCCUCGGUGGACAACCAGCGACUAUAUAAACAUGACCAGAGAUUGCAAUUCUUUCAUCAAGAGGCGCAAAUAUAUCGUAGAGCCCCUCAGUGAGGAAGAGGCGGAGUUUCCCAUUGCGUAUUCUAUAGUGGUUCAUCACAAAAUCGAAAUGCUUGACAGGCUCCUGAGGGCCAUCUAUAUGCCUCAGAAUCUCUACUGCAUUCACGUGGACAGAAAAUCAGAGGAUUCCUUUUUGGCCGCGGUGAUGGGCAUCGCCUCCUGCUUCAGUAACGUCUUCGUGGCCAGUCAGCUGGAGAGCGUGGUGUAUGCCUCUUGGAGUCGGGUUCAGGCCGACCUCAACUGCAUGCAAGACCUCUACAGGAUGAGUGCAGACUGGAGGUACUUGAUAAAUCUUUGCGGCAUGGAUUUCCCUAUUAAAACCAACCUGGAGAUUGUCCGGAAGCUCAAAUCGUUAAUGGGUGAAAACAACCUAGAGUCCGAGAGAAUGCCAUCCAAUAAAAAAGAAAGGUGGAAAAAGCAUUAUACAGUUGUUAAUGGAAAGCUGACCAACACGGGGACGGACAAAAUGCACCCUCCUCUUGAAACGCCCCUGUUCUCAGGCAGUGCCUAUUUUGUGGUCAGUAGGAAGUAUGUGGGCUAUGUGCUAGAGAAUGAAAAGAUCCAGAAGUUUAUGGAGUGGGCCAAAGACACCUACAGUCCAGAUGAGUAUCUCUGGGCCACUAUCCAGAGGAUCCCCGAAGUCCCAGGCUCACUGUCCCUAAGCCAGAAGUAUGACAUGUCUGACAUGCACGCGAUCGCGAGGUUCGUCAAGUGGCAGUACUUUGAAGGUGAUGUCUCCAAGGGGGCCCCCUACCCGCCCUGCAGCGGGGUCCACGUGCGUUCUGUGUGUGUCUUCGGAGCAGGUGACUUGAACUGGAUGCUACGCAAGCACCACUUGUUUGCCAACAAGUUUGACACGGACAUUGACCUCUUUGCCAUCCAGUGUUUGGAUGAGCAUCUGCGGCAUAAAGCCCUGGAGACACUGAAACGCUGACUCUUCAUCGUAGGCAACUUGAGAAAUAAAACCCAUGCGCGAGACGAGACGCACCCCAUCCGAUUCUUCUGCCUUGUUCGUACACAUCCGAGAAACUCUAGGGGGCGCCCUUGGGGGUGGGGACUCCCAACUGUGCGUAUCCUCCAAGCUCUGUGGUUUCUCCGGAGCACAGUGGGCUAGAAAGGUUAUAGCAUCACAUGUUGACCUAGAGUUAGCAUGGGGCCAGGACGGGUGCUGAGUGGCCCGGGGGGCUGGGGAAGAGACCGUGCGAAAACCAGCCUGUUAAAAGAGCUCAGGGACUUAACAAAAGGAUUUCGUCUGUGCCAAAAUUACUUUGAGAGCUUUAAAUACGACAGUUUUCUUGAUCUGAAUAAAUUUGUAGCAACAACCAAUUGUAAGGAUAUAAUUUAUCUUGCAGGAUUUAUUCGGUGACAUAAGGAGUUUGACUUUAAGUGAUCAUUGUAAAUAACUUUGUCGUAACAUUGUGCUGUGUGUGUAUCAGUAUGUGUCAUCUCAGGGAACUUGAAAAAGGGGGCUUGAUUGAACACGAAUAUUUCUAAUUUUCCCUUCCAACAAUGUAUAGAUGUUUUUUAAAAGAAGAAAGUGAUGAUGUCUAGUUUAGUUGAUUCUGUGAAUCAUCUUA